Molecule: messenger RNA, 9125 nt
Organism: Nannospalax galili (Upper Galilee mountains blind mole rat)
Lineage: Eukaryota; Metazoa; Chordata; Mammalia; Rodentia; Spalacidae
Gene: Ino80d
Product: INO80 complex subunit D
Exons: 13
Coding region: 422-3499 (1025 amino acids)
Cellular component (GO): nucleus
Source: RefSeq, a predicted model, not a curated record
GAAAGGUAAGCAGAGGCGGCCCCAGGCCCGGCCCACAUCCCCGGGCUCCCGUAGGGCGGCGGGCUGGGCCGCGCAGGCAGGGCGGGCGGCGAGCGCGCUUACGUGAGGCCGGGGAUUCGCCGGCCCACGCCAGGCCUCGGGCGGAGAAUGAAAGGAUGAGAAAAUUGGCCAGAUUUGAGCCCCAUCCUGAUUCCUCCCAGAGCCUAUGAGUGAUCUUUACUGCUGCAUCCUUAGUUUUUCUAAUAAAUGAGGUGAGAAAACAGAUUCAGUGAGUUUAAAUGAUUUGUUCAAGAUAACAGACGAUCUACUUCCUCUUGAUUGAGCAGCGUUCCAAAUUGUGGUAUCCUUGGGGUUCUCUUCACAGUGCUGCGGUACAGAAGAUUUAAAAUCAGCUGAUGUUCACAAGGAAUAGAGUCACGUGAUGUAUGAAGGGAAACAUAUACACUUCUCUGAGGUUGACAAUAAGCCCUUGUGCUCAUAUAGCCCCAAACUGUGCAAGCAGCGGCGACUCAACGGCUACGCUUUCUGUAUCAGACACGUUCUGGAAGACAAGACUGCCCCCUUCAAGCAAUGUGAAUAUGUGGCCAAGUACAACAGCCAACGCUGUACCAACCCCAUUCCCAAAUCCGAGGAUCGUAGGUACUGCAACAGCCACUUGCAGGUACUUGGCUUUAUCCCGAAAAAAGAGAGGAAGAAAAAGAAUGAUCCAGUAGAUGAGGUGAAGGUCAGGCACCAGAUGGAUACCAUGGCUUUUAGCCUGACGGUGCCUACGUUGGCCUUGAAGAUGCCCAACGGACUGGAUAGCAUGUCCCUCUCUCCACCUGGAGCAAGGGUCCCUCUCCACUACCUGGAAACUGAGUUAGAAGACCCUUUUGCUUUCAACGAGGAGGAUGAUGACCUAAAGAAAGGGGCAACUGUGAGAAAGAAGUUGCAGAGCAAGUUGGCUCAGAACCGGCAGCGCCAGAGAGAGACAGAGAUUUUAAAAGUUCGGCAAGAGCACUUUAGUCCCCCUCCUGCACCUCCGCAGCAGCAGCCUCCACAGCAGCACUCCCACCUGUCACCUUUAUCCACUUUAAAACCUCCAGCACCACCGCAGGGUUCAGUCUGCAAGUCACCUCAGCCUCAGAACACCAGCCUACCAAUGCAGGGAGUGGCCCCCACCACACACACUAUAGCACAAGCAAGGCAGUCCUCCCAGAAGAGGCCUCUGCCCCUCCUGCCAUCCAGCAAGGCUCCUGUCAUGGACUUCCCCAGGACUGACCGCAUCCUCAUGAAAGCCACCGCCUUCUCGCCACACUUCUCUUGUAUAAGUCGAUUGCAGAGACUGGUGAAACUGUGCACCCAAAAGCAUCAGCUGGACACGGAUCUGUUUCCUCACUUGGGAUUGGACUGGUCAGAGGAGAGUGGAGAGGAGCCGGAGGACUCAGAUCAGGCCUCACCAUACCAGGUCGCCUGGUCAGUCCGAGAAACUCUCAGAUAUGAACGACACACGCCAGAUGACGAUGAUGCAGAGAGUAGGAGCUCCAGGGUGACCCAACUUUGCACUUACUUUCAGCAGAAGUACAAGCACCUCUGCCGCCUGGAGCGAGCAGAGUCUCGUCAGAAGAAAUGCCGGCAUAUGUUUAGGAAAGCGCUGCUGCAGGCGGCCAGUAAAGAGCCUGAAUGCACCGGCCAGUUAAUACAGGAACUGCGAAGAGCUACCUGCAAUCGAACCAGCAUCGGUCAGACCAAAUUGAAGGAGAUGGAGCCAGCACCGUGUAGUGGAACUGUGAAGGGUGAACAGUGCACUAACAAGGCCCUUCCAUUCACCAGACAUUGUUUCCAACACAUCCUCUUGAAUCGCUCUCAGCAGCUCUUCUCCAGUUGCACCGCCAAGUUUGCAGAUGGACAGCAGUGCUCUGUGCCAGUGUUUGACAUCACACACCAGACACCUUUGUGUGAAGAACAUGCCAAAAAAAUGGACAAUUUCUUGAGAGGAGAUAACUCCCGUAAAGUUCAGCACCAGCAGCAGAGGAAACCCAGGAAAAAAACCAAGCCUCCUGCACUUACCAAAAAACACAAGAAGAAGAGAAGGCGUGGACCUCGUCGACCCCAGAAACCCAUCCCCCCCGCAGUCCCCCAAGGGAACCUCAGCAUGCCCACCAGCGUCUCACUGCCAGUGGAGGCCUCUCAUAUCCGGAGCCCUUCCACGCCAGAGCUGAGUGCUGAUGAGCUGCCGGAUGACAUUGCCAAUGAGAUAACUGACAUUCCACACGACUUAGAAUUGAACCAGGAAGACUUUUCAGAUGUCCUGCCACGGCUACCUGAUGACUUACAAGAUUUUGAUUUUUUCGAAGGAAAGAAUGGAGAUCUCCUCCCGACCACCGAAGAGGCUGAGGAGCUUGAGCGGGCCUUGCAGGCUGUAACUUCUCUCGAGUGCCUGAGUACCAUUGGAGUACUUACCCAGUCAGAUGGUGUGCCAGUCCAGGAGUUGUCAGAUAGGGGGAUAGGAGUGUUCUCCACCGGUACCGAUGCUUCUGGAAUCCAGUCCUUGAGUCGAGAAGUAAACACAGACCUAGGGGAUCUACUGAAUGGGCGGAUACAUGAUAAUUUUUCUAGUUUAGAGCUGGAUGAGAACCUGCUCCGUUCUGCUACCUUGUCUAACCCACCUACACCCCUGGCAGGGCAGAUCCAGGGGCAGUUCUCCGCCCCAGCCAACGUUGGCCUUACUUCUGCCACUCUGAUCAGCCAGAGUGCACUUGGGGAGAGAGCCUUCCCAGGACAGUUUCAUGGACUUCAUGAUGGCAGCCAUGCCUCCCAGAGGCCACAUCCUGCCCAGCUGCUGAGCAAGGCAGAUGACCUAAUCACCUCACGACAGCAAUACAGCAGUGAUCAUUCACACUCCUCGCCCCAUGGAAGCCAUUAUGAUAGUGAGCAUGUGCCGUCUCCCUACAGUGACCAUAUCACCUCUCCCCAUACAACAUCUUACUCUGGUGAUACUUUGGCAGCUACGUUUUCAGCAGAGAUGCCCAUCAUGGCACAGCACUUGCUCCCAACCCAGCUUGAGGUGCCACUUGGAGGAGUGGUAAACCCCAGAACUCACUGGGGGAAUCUCCCCGUCAACCUUGGCGAUCCCUCUGCAUUUAGCAACCUCCUUGGCGCGGAUGGACACCUUCUUUCCACUUCCCUCUCCACGCCACCCACCACGUCCAACUCAGAGACCACACAGCCUGCCUUCGCCACUGUGACCCCCAGCAGUUCCAGUGUGCUUCCGGGGCUACCACAGACCAGCUUCAGUGGCAUGGGGCCUUCUGCUGAACUAAUGGCCUCCACCUCCCCCAAGCAGCAACUCCCACAGUUCAGCACAGCCUUCGGCCACCAGCUGAGUUCUCACAGUGGCAUUCCUAAGGACCUGCAGCCCAGCCACAGCUCGAUAGCCCCUCCUACAGGCUUCACAGUAACAGGUGCCACGGCUACAAGUACCAAUAAUGCAUCGUCCCCCUUCCCCUCCCCUAACUGAAAGUGUCUGUGUCCUUGCAGGCAAGUGGGAAACCCGGUGUUUUCUAUCUUCUUUCCUCUUUCGCAACCUUUCCCCUUUUCCUACAGAAGAUUUAAAAGUAACAGCUGGGGAUUAGAGGGGCUCCCCCUUCCCCAUUCAACAAGUGGCCGUGCAAUGGACCUUGCAGCAGUGUUCACGUGCGCUCCUUAGCACUGGUGCUCAUUCCCUCCUGGCGGGUCCUCUCGGCCUGGUGGUUUCUUUGCUGGUUCAGCACAGUGACUGGAUAGGAUUAAUAUUUUGUUUUGUUAUUUUGCAGCAAGUCCUAGAAGUGGAAGAUACCUCAGAUUACCAGUGCCCUUUACUAUUUCAUAGUGUUCAGAUCAAUGCUUUCCAUUCUAUAGCCAGGUUUUUACAUAGGUGGUUCUAGAUAGAAUGAUCCUAUUAAGAUCCUGUGUAGCAGGUGGUGUGUGUAGGCAGAUCAGGGCUCUGACUUAGCACCAACUGCUAGACAUCACCGUAAGACCAGGACACCAUUCCUAAUUAUGAUAUGGUUAACUAAAAAAAACAAAAUCGUCUUUUGACUGCCUGUGAGUGUGUGUGCACAUGUGUGUGCUCUGUGCAGUGCAGGAAGUAGCUGUCCCGUUGUAUUUCUUUUUUCACUCCCAGAAUGAGCAUAAGGCUCUUUUCUCCUUCCUUUCAUCUCAUACCUAGCAAGGUUGGUCAUCCAUCCCUGAAUAGGGAAGAGGUGGUCUGGUGGUGUGAAUAGCAUAGCCCUUUUCUGCUAAAAAGUCAGCUCAUGAAGAAACAGGACACAAAAAGCUGAAUUCACAUCAGUGAUGGAGGAAUGUCAUGAAAACGUUACCUGGCUUGGCUGCAGGGUUGCCAAGGUUCAGGGCCUCACAGUCACUCUGCCUUUUUGGUGUGCAUUUGUUUCUAAAUCUCUCACUCUUGGAACACAUUUACAAGGUGUAAUUAAAGAAUAUUUUGAUGUGAAAAGGCAGGGUAGGUCAGAUCAAUUUGAAAGACAAAAAUCUGUGAACUACUUGGUCCAUCAUUUGCUUUUAAUUUUUUUUAUGUUUAUAGUUGUGGUUCUUCAGUAAGAUUUGUAAAAUGUUCAAGACACUUGUAGAAUUGGUGUACCAGUUGUGAAGUGAUGUGUAAUAUUGGAAGGAUACACAUUUUAAAGUUUCUUUCAAAGCAGAAUAUGGAAAUUAGACAUAAAUUUUAAUUAUGUUAGGUACUUUUAAAAAUAAUCCAAGUUCUUAAGUUGGAGUAAAUUUGGAAAUCAUUUGGGGAAAUUGUUUUAAAGUACCAAGGUUUUAGGGUUAAAACCAUUGGGUAGUGUAUUAAGCGUGACUGUGAAAUGGCUUGUAGGACUUCCUCUUGUCUGCCUCCCCCUGUCCAGAGAAGGGUGGAGCGUGAUUUUCUACUCUAUGCUUGCUGAAAUAUUUCACUGUCCCUUAAAAUCCUGAUGGUUAUUCAUACCUGUAAUGAUGUGAUACAGUCAUUCUUUCGUCAGAGACUGUUGGAUCCUAAUCUUUCCCAGAGGUGAAGAUUGGGACAUAGUCCCCUGCUUCUCAUGUGUGUUUUCUUCAUGCCAUGAUAGUUUAAUCAGUCCCUUUUGAAAGCUUUUCUUUCUCUGCCUCGUAAAGGAAUGAUGGUGAUCAGCAGGCAUUAUGCAGAUACCACGUGCCUGAGAUUUUGGAGGGAAAGUGUCACAUGACUAUGAAAUCAUGAUAAACCCUAUUUUGUAUUUAUUAAAGUUGGGGGGGGCAAAAUAUGUUUGUAAUAUAUUUACUUUUUUUUAAGAAAUCAUGUUAGUUAAUUGGAACAUUUAUUUUUAAUAGCUUUGCCUUUUUUGCAGAUUGAGAAAUUUCUAAAUUAUAAACUAUGUCACAAAGCAAAAUUAUAUUUGGUAUCACCAUGAGUUUCUAUCCUAAAUGGUGAGAACUGAUAUUUGACUACUUCUCACCUGUGAACCUAUGUCAGUAGCUUUUUUUAUUUUAGUGCACUAUAAAGAAAUGAUAGUGAGUGGUUACCUCGGCUCAAAAGUGUCAUUUAGUUUGCUAAGCUAUUCUCACACCCAUUAUAAUCAUCACUAGAUAACUGUAUUCCCAGAAAAUUUGUUUUGUCUCUAUUGUGUAUUAAUUAAAGGGAUUAAGGGUUGUCAUAGAGUAGCUCAUGGACUUCCUUAUCAGCCCCUCUUCAUAGGUAGUUGAUAAGAACUGUUUCUGGAUAUUUAUCCCUCAUGUUAGCUGCUUAAAAUUCUUUAGUUGUCAAAACUGAGUUUGCAGUAGGUUGCACAUUUUAUUGUUUGCAAUUUUCUGUUUUAUGUGCAUUUAAAGCCCUUCUUUGCUUUCGAGUAAGGAGGCACGAAGUGAUCAGGAAUGUUGCCAGUUACAGCUUCACACCAAAAAUGUUGAAUAGACUCACUUGUUUAGAUGGGCAUGAUGAAGGCUGAAGAAAGGGCAUCUUAGAAAGUACUGGUGUAGGAUUGGAUAAUUAAUUAAAAACCACAUUUUCCCCUUUUCAUCUACUUCAGACAUAACCUCCAAGCUUGCAGUUGGCUGUUCUCUUGCUUUUCUUGUGAGUCCCUUGUUGGAAGAAUAUCUAUAAGCCCAGAGAUAACCGUUUUGCUUCUCUUCUAGCUAUUGAAGCAAUUAUUGUCUAUUAGUAGUAGAUGGGGUAUUAAUGUGCAAAGAAAGAAAUAAAGCAUCUUUUACUCCAGAUAGAUGAACAUAGCACUUAUGUUAUGGUAAGGCAGUACUGGAAUCAAAAAUCUUACACAAGGUCCUGAUGAGUGUUGAUGAGAAACUGUGGUAAAGAAGAUUCACUCUGUCCUUGCAGUUCUUUGGGACCAUUUGUAAAGGCCAGUUAGAUUAUGUUACUGUGAUUUCCUUUCCUAAGUUGCUGCAGUUACGGAUGCAUUCUGUGCCCAGAGGAUCUGAAACUCACUGACUGUGAUCUGUAGCAUCCAAAGGAAAGACGGGCUUUCUCUCUUUUAACUGUUAAUGUUAUUUUGGUAAAAGUACUAAAGACAUUGUUUUUUCUUCUGUAAAAAUGGCUUAGCAAUUUUCAUGUCUAGUUAGCUUAGGUAGCUAGUCAACAAUUCAGGAUAGUAGAGAGCAAUUGUACCUAACCCAUCAAGUGACAGACUAUGCAAUGGAAAAACCUAGUUAUCAUCGCAUAGCUUAUAAGCAAAGGAUUAUUUUCUCUAGUGAGCCUGUUGUGUAUAGUGUACCUGCUUUGUAAGUGACCUGAGCAAUUUUAUGUUGGCAGGCAGCGUGCUAUGUCUAGUGUCCCUCUGUGAAAAGAUUAUGGGUGGAUGAGAAGCAGAUAGAAGGAAAGGCAUGGAGGUCAAAUUGGAAAGUGGUUUUGUUUUAUAUUCCUUACAGUUGGUGUUAGCAUCUUUAGGGGCUUACAGUUAAGGAAAGCUAACAUUUUAUCUUUGCCAAGUAACUAUAAGAUUUACCUUUUAAAGGAAGUCAGACUUUCAACUGAAAGUUAGGAAUCACCAUCUUCCAUGAGGAACACUAAAGCCUUUCCUUUCCAGAGCUUGUUUUCAGUCCAGGGUCACAGUCCACACUGGUAAAGACAGUUCUUUAGUUAGACCAUGUCCGUGCUAGGUAUAAGCAUCCUGUCCAUAAGCUUUCUUCUACAUGAAAGUUACAUUUCUGUUGACCUGUAGCAUGAAAUUUUUUUAAUUGGUGUUAGAAUUUGGGCAUGUGGAAGGGAAGCCCUUACUACCAUUCCCUUGACUCUUGCUUGUGAUCCUUGUGCCCCAGUGUCCUGGGUGACCCUGGCAUCCUGGGUGGCAGUGGUUGAUGGGCUUCAUCAGCAGUGUUGGCCUGAAGCCUUUUCUCUAUCUUAGUUGUGCAUUGAUAGUGCAAAAACAUGAGGGUAUUAACACUAAACUGUUUUUAAUAGGUUUAGAAUUCACUAGGAUUUUAAAAAGUAUCUACUUUCUUAAUUUCUUCUUUUUUUUUUCAGACUUUAAAAAUUCUAUUAAAUUCCAUUCUUAAUCUGAUGUAUGUGGGAUAAUCUAAUUGAGUGGUCUGCUGAAUGGUGAACAGAACUCUCCAGUUUAAUGAGGAAAUGUAGGGGCUUCUUUGAAAGAAAAUUUAGUUGGUGUGAAUAUCCUUCAUUUGUAUCUCCUUCAUUACCACUGCCCACAUUGUUCUAAGGAUUUCUUCUUGUCAGAACUAGUUUAUCCGUUCAUGAAAGCCCCCAACCCAUUAAAUUGAAAGUAACUGAAUCUUCACUGGGAUUCUAUAGAAAAGAAAAAAUAAUGAUUUCUUCUUGGCUUCUUUAAGCUUUUCUAUAUUAUAUUCUGGAGGGAAUUGAAAUCACAUUUAGUAGAUUAAAGUAAUAUUUUAAAUGCUGUCUUUCAAAAGAUUUUUAAAUAAAAUAUCAGUGAGCAGAACAGAUGGCUGUCUGUUAAGCAUUUCCCCCAACCAGUGAGUUAGGGAAGAAAACUUAGGAAUAUUAGUUAAUGCCUCUUCUAGUAACCAGUGGCAUUAGUGCUGCAAUUGUGGGUCACACUUAGGGAGCUUUUCUUUUUUUCACUCCGGCUCAUAUUUUUGGUCCGCUUUCCUCUUCUGCACUGUGAUAAGGAGCCAAUAUAAGGAGAUGUGGCUUUUCAGAGAUAGAAAUUUGUUAUGACUUUAUCUACCCUGUGUUCCCAAGCUUCACCAAUGCUUGGAAUAGUUUGAAGAACAGAUCUAAAAUGAUCUUUGAGUAAUCUAAAGUUAGUCUGAAAGACAGUCUUGUAAGAGAAGAAUCUGUUUGACUCUUGGAGGCUGCCUUUGGCAGCGUGCUUUCUUUCCUUCCUCCCUCUGCCUGUUUGCACACCCAACCCCGUGCCACAUGGUGCACGUGCACACCACAUGAGCCAUACUGAUCUUGGCUGAAGAGUGAUAGAAACUUCUUUCACUUGGGUUUUUUUGUUGUUCUUAUUUGUUUCUUUGUUUUUUAAGCUGGGGACCACUGAAGUAAGCUCUAUAUGCACCCACAGUUCGCCAUGGAAAACUUCUCAACAUGCAGGGUGGACGGCUCCAGUGCAACUAAAGCCCACACCAUUGCUUUUCCUUGGGAUAUAGACUGAUUUGCCCCAAACAUCUCCACCCUGCACCAUUAAGGUACAGUCGGCUCCAGCAGGUUUAGUGCUAACAUGGCUAGGGAGCUUGACACUUGCUGACAGUGUGUGCAUCUGUUCCUCUCAACAGUGAUGGCUCUUCUCACUGUAUAGUGUUGAGUAUGUCUCAGGGAUUCCUUGUGGAAAUUAGGGCAGUUUUUAAAACAAGAAAAUAGUUUUCAAAGAAACUAAAGGUGACUCAUCAUUGAAGAGAGCUCGAGAGAGAGAACAUUUGGUUCCGUCAUAGCCACGGUGUCUCGCCUAGGACUCUUUCUUUCUACUUCAGGCUCUCAUCUCAGCUUCAGCAUACAGAACCCUUUCCCAUCAUGCACAGCUUUAAACUUUUAUUUAAAACUUCCUCCCCCAAUGAGCUUUCAGAAUACUUAUUGUAGAUUUUAAGAGAAAGGUAUAUUAAUUUAUACUAUUAACAUCACCUCAUAAAUUAUAAGUUUUAUACUAAAGCUGUAUUGAGUGUAAUGAAUUAUGUUGCCUAUGUGUUUUAAUAGCUAAAAA